This is a messenger RNA of Eimeria mitis, 342 nucleotides long. RefSeq lists its product as uncharacterized. The coding region runs from base 1 to 342 and encodes 113 amino acids. The transcript has a single exon. Lineage: Eukaryota; Apicomplexa; Conoidasida; Eucoccidiorida; Eimeriidae. The record is from RefSeq and is a predicted model, not a curated record.
AUGUUGCUGCAGCCGCUGCAGCAGCAGCAGCAGCAGCAGCAGCAGCAGCUGUUCAUGCUGCUGCAGCAGCAGCAGCAGCAGCAGCAGCUGUUCAUGCUGCUGCAGCAGCUGCAGCAGCAGCAGCAGCAGCAGCAGCUGCUGCUGUUGGUGCUGCUGCAGCAGUGGCCCGCUAUCUCUUGCCCUGUCUGCGUGAGAGCCUCCAGGCGUUGGGUUCUUCGAAUCUGUUGUAGAGGGGCUCAAUGCGUUCACGCAUUUUGCGCCGAGACAGACGCUGCUGGUCUGCCUGCAGCACAGCAGCAGCAGCAGCAGCAGCAGCAGCAGCAGCAGCAGCAGCAGUUGUAG